Molecule: messenger RNA, 5503 nt
Organism: Dendronephthya gigantea
Lineage: Eukaryota; Metazoa; Cnidaria; Anthozoa; Malacalcyonacea; Nephtheidae
Product: regulator of G-protein signaling 22-like
Exons: 21
Coding region: 130-5349 (1739 amino acids)
Biological process (GO): regulation of signal transduction
Molecular function (GO): G-protein alpha-subunit binding
Source: RefSeq, a predicted model, not a curated record
AUUUACAAAAUGUUACAAUCGAAGGAAAACAAAUCAUAAAAACAACCACUUUAUAUUAGGAUUGAUCGCGGUUAAAAUAAUGAUCUCCAGCGAGUAAUGAAUGGCUCUUUCUGAAAACGACAAGGAAAGAUGGAAGAUUUUCCAUCAGAGCUGACCAAAGAUAAUCUGGAGGAAUUUCUUCAUGAUGACAGUGCAUUUGUUGAUUAUUUCAACACUUUCCUUGCUCUACCAUGUUUUCCUGAAAGGAUUUUCUACAACAGAGAAAAUGACUUAUUGGAACAGUUCACACAAAAACUAGUGAAGGAUGAAAGUGACAAUGUUCAAUUGAAAUAUGAUUUAUCCAGUAAUAAUGUACAGAUCAGUUAUUGUGUCACUGUUCUUGAGAGGAACAAAGCCUUGGAAUGGUUGAAGAAAUACAGACUACCGGAGUUCAUCAAGAGUGGACUUUAUGCAGAGUAUAAACUAUCAAAAACAUUGUCAGCAGCUCAGGCGGUCUACAUAGACACAAUAAAAAACGACUUGUCAAGAGCGAUUGUCAAGAGGUUUUCUAAACAUGGACUUUCGAGAUCUUCAGGAGAUGAUGCCUCAUCAGGUCGCCACUCGGCUUCUGAACAAAGUGAAGAUGUUUUUGAUGAGUUUGAAAUAACGAGUGAUUCCUUACGCCCCUCAACUACGGUAGAAAAUAGCGAAAUACGAGAUCCUACAAAUGGAGAAGGCUUUGCAACGAAAAUCACAAGUGGAGUGGAAUCAGAAUAUCCAAGAAGUAUUUCCGAGAAUUUCGGGCAAUCUUUCCCGCCAAUAAUUGUUAAUAAAUUGGAGAGAAUGUCUGUUCAAAGUACCGGAGAUAAAGCGAAUGAAUCAAGUGAAGUUUCGGAGAAUUUUAUUGGGUCGAGUUCAAAUACUACGGGAGAAUCGAGACUUUUUGUCAACAAAGAGGAUGAUGGAGACGCCAGUUUGGAUCAACCAAAAAGCAACGUUGAUACAUCUUGGUAUGAUGACGUUAUGUCUGAUGACGUCAUGUCUGAUGACGUCGUGGUCGAUGACGUCAUAGUUGGUAAAGUUACAGACGAUAACGCUCAUACAUACAAAAGUGUUAUCUCUAGACAUGAAGGUAAUGUACUUGACACAAAGGAAAAACCUUUGAUGAUUAUCGUGACAAGCGCUGAUGACACUACUGAUGGACAGCUGAAAGAAUCCUUGGGCGCAGACGAAGAUCUCAAAGACAAAACUGAACAAUGCAGGUGUUUUCAGAAUAGUGAAAGGGUAGAAAAUAAUAGUAGAAACCUUUGCUUUCAAGAGCAAACAAACGCUACUGAUAUGGAGAGAACUAACACGGAUUCGACACAAGAGAAUGGCGUUGCAUAUAACAAUAGAAAUAUACCAAAUACUAGGGAGGAUAGUUCUGAAAAUAUAACAGUUGACGAGGAUAGUCUAGCAUGGGAGAACAGUUCAUUUCUUUUAAAAACACCAUCGCCAGUUUUGAAUAUAAUUGAACAAGAUAUAGUAGCUAUUGAUAGGAGUAAUGAUGUAAGAAUGAAGGAACCAAACGGCGAUGAAAACGCUUCCCUCGAGGCAAAAGAGUUUGUCAUUGACACACUUGAUGUAACAUUGCAAAAUAAUGUUGUUCAUAACUCAGAAAUCCAGGAAACUACAGACGCCGCUACGAUGGUCAAUUUAGAAAAUUUGCACCCUGAUACGAAACUUUCAAUGGUGGAUGAUCAGACGUCAAUUAUUUUAGACGAUAAAAGUGGAUCAUAUAAAUCACUAGAUAAGCCUUUGAUAGAGCGUACUCGUUCCCAAAGUUCCAUCGCAAGCAGCGAUAUUUCGGUUAGCAGAAAAUCCAGUUUUGCAGAUGAUGAAAGAGAUGAAAUAUUGGAGAACGAAGCGAGCCUUGCUUCCAAAGCAGGAAUGGAUAAAUUCAAAGAAUUUCUCGUCAACACGAAAGGUGAAGCCUUGUUGUUGCUCUGGUUGCAAGUUGAAACGUGGAAAAACCUCGGGAGUGAGGGAAACAAAGUGAGAUUACUUCAAGAUAUCAAAGAACAGUUUCUCCGCAAUGGGUCGCCAUUAGAGUUACCAGAAGAAAUAAAGAAACGAACAGGGAAAUAUUUCACAAGUGAUUUGAAUGAAACACAAAGGGUUAUAACAGAACCUUUGCGGUGUUAUUGGUGUCCUAGAUUUACCCUGCAUCAUUUGAAAUCGCAAACAUCAGACAAACAUGGAGCCAAACCUGGUCCAAAAUCCAUCAGGACUGCUGUCCAACCAAGCACCAGUCCCUACCAUCUAGUAAGACCUCACUCCAGUUCUCCACGCCUGACCGCGCACACGAGUGAUCCACAUCACGAGGGUGUUCCACGCGAAAGCCCACCACAGGCGAGUACCUCGCGUCUUAAAUUAAACACGAGUUCUCCACGAGUCACUCCGAGUCUCUCUCGCGGGAAAGAUGAGAAACCCCACGCGAGAUCAAAGUCGGCUCAGAGUCGAAUUAUAACCACGCCAUGCCACACGAACGCUGGUAAAAAGCAACUCGAGCUCUACGCGACUCCUCAGCUAUCACAGUACGGUUAUCAGAAAGGUCCAGUUAGUGUGUUUCCACCUUGCAACGAUCAGGAAUAUCUCUCGUCCGUCAGAUUAAUCAUUAACCCAAGGUGUAAGCCACAAGCACGCACGGCUUGGCCAGUUAGGCAAGAAGAUGGCAGAAACACCGAUGAUAAUUUCUUCAAUUACCAAAGAGAAAAUGGUUUUCACGAAUCAUUGUUUGAGAGCUUGACGUACCAGAACGAAUCUGGAUGCUUCUUCAGGAAAUAUGUUUCCAAGCAAAAUAACCAAUUGUGGUUGAAUUGUCUGUCGUUUUGGCAAGCUGUCAUGGACUACACGGCGUUAUUUGAAAACGAUACGUUAAAUCCUGCAGACAUCUUGAGGAAAGCACAGUGGAUCUACGCCAGAUUUAUAACGUCAGGCAGUGUCAGUGAUAUCAGGCUGGAUUGGAAAACCCAAGAUGAUAUUCGGAGUAGAUUGGAUCCACCAUUUGAAGAGCUUUUCGACUGCGUUGAGGAUCACGUGCUGGCGUGCCUCAAAGAACCAUGGGAUAGCUUAUGCCGCGACGAACGACGGGAAUAUAACAUGAUUCCUAAGAAAGAAACUGUCCGUUAUCUGGAUGUAAAACUGAAGCGAAUACAAGGACGAAGUAGAAAUCCUUUUAUGCAGGAAGAGCUUGAAAGUCAAGAUGGACGCGGACAAUCACAGCAGGGAAAGUACAGCAUUGAGGAAGCAAAUCAGCCUUUCCCUGUGCCACACGAUGGCAUCAGUUUUGAAAAUGUUAUCAAAGAUAGAAGUGAACUCGAAGGAUUUCAGAAAUACUUGGAAAAGAAAGAUCCUAAAGGUGUGAUAGAUUUAAUGGCAUGGACCGAUAUGGAGACGUUUCAACGAAUACCAAGGACAAUCGAAGACAAAAGAAAUAAGAAAGCGAAAGAGAUUCGUCAGGGGUACUUAAACUCCCGAUAUUUCUUUGGACCUGACAGUCCAGCUACUAAAGAAGCUCAGAGUUUAAUCCUAUCAAUGAAUGGUUCCCAUCGUGUGAUGAAGGAGCGUCCGUCAUCUUCAGUCAUUUCAGAAUGUCAAAAAUACGUACGCUGCCGAAUUGAGAGACGAUGGCUGGCGCUGUAUAAAGCAAGCGAGGAAUACAGAGAAAGACAGAAUCCAAAACAAAACGUUUCCGAGGUUGUGGAAGAUAUCAUGCUGAGAAGAAGACUGCAGAGAAGCGAGGCUGCUUGGAGGGUUCUCAACAGCCGCUGGGUUUCCUCGUCACGUGAUAUUGUUGCCUUACGUCAGACUCUGAACAACCCAGAAUCCUGCCUGGCCUUUAGAAAGUUUGUCGCAUUGAAAGGCGAUACCUAUGAGAAUGACGUAUUGUUUUGGAUUGAAAUACAGAAAUACAAGGAUUUGUGCCACCGUCACGCUUCAGAGCAAGCAAUCAAAAAGAAAAUUCAAGCAAUAACUGAUUGUUUUAUCGCAUCAUCGAUUCCACCUGAGCUACAGGUUGAUGUUCCAAUUGAAAUGGCCGAGAAAUUGAUGGAGCGUAUAACCAGCAGAAAUCAAAACAUUGGACCAUAUUUAUUCAGAGAAGUGCAGAUGACUGUAUUUCGGGUUUUAUUCAAUAUGUGGAAGGAUUUCUGUAGCUUUCGCAGCUCGAUUAACGACGAGAGUUUGCUGAAGGUGCUGGACAAGAGAUUGCUUCAGCAUCGCGCGGAGAUGAAGGCAAAAAAAGAAGCUCAAGAAAGAAGGAAAAUCGCGAAACAAGAGGCAGAAAGAAAGAAAAAGGAAAAAGAAGAAAAAGAGAAGAAAGAAUUAAAAUCAAUGGAACAACUUAUGAGCUUGAUGUCAGAGAAUACGUCAUGGGAACAGGAGGAGAAUGACGUCAUACUGUGGAAAUACUCGAAACACAUUUCAGCCACUGUUGAACCAACGUCACGUCAGAAGAAGAUAAGCACGCAAGAUGACGUGACGUCAUUCAUGGAACUAGCCAAUCAGAGAAGCGUUGCGACGAAGUCAACCAAUCAUCUCACGAGUAGCUUAAAAAGCGAAAAGAAUGUUUCGAAGGCGAAGCGUGUCAGUUCAGUUAUGGCAGAUUCAGCGGUCAGUGGAUACAGCAAAGCUUCUGUGAAAGGAACAAGUUCAACCACUUCGCGGAUCCCGAAAAUCAGCAAAUCACGACGCAGCUCUAGAGCACGUGGUAUGAAAAGAAAUGACGUCAUGGAUAGAAAUAGCUCCGAUAGCGAGAAACAAAAUAUUGCAAAGAAUAAACUCUUGAAGAGCAGAGAACGAAAAAAAACUAAAAAGAUCGUAGAUCAUGAAAUACUUGAACGUCUAUCCAAUGUUGACAGGGAACCGACCCCCGGGGAUAAAGAGGGCAGGAUAAAGAGCCCUGCAAUAAAAGAACCUCGGAUAAAAUCCCGGGGGAAAGAUGCCCCCUCGGUAGAUAGUACGAAGACGCUUGGGGAUGAAAGUGUAGUGGUCGAGCGUCCUGGAAGUCUGAGAACCAGUGUGUUACGACGUCAAUGGAAUCACAGUCUUGAUAGGACUAGGUCACCUGUGCCGCUGACGUCACAGUUAUUGCAAGAUUUCACAAAUUCCCCUGAAGGUGCUCCGCUAAACACACCAUUAUCAUUGGGUCGUAUAUCAGACUCUGAUGAACUUGUAGCAACAAAAUCAUCAGAAAUUUUUCACAAAGUUCCGCAAAUAACUAUCAGUAAAACUUCAAAAGAGAAAAACUUGAUAUCCUGGAGAACUAAGCGUGCAAAUCUUCGCCAAAAAGAAAUGAAGCAAUUUAUUCCUGAUGUCAUAGUUAAUUAAAUGGAAAUAUUUCUAUAUUUUAAUUUUUGAAAAGAAAAGCAAGGAUUAGGCUGUUGUUUAGGAAGAAAUGAAAACGAAAUACAGUUAAAGACAUACUGUUCUUUAUUUCCCAUAAAUAUUGACUCUUAGGAAGAUUAUACAAUAGUUUUGAAAA